Fukomys damarensis (Damara mole-rat) is the source of this 3981-nucleotide messenger RNA. It is a transcript of the gene Rnls, whose product is annotated as renalase, FAD dependent amine oxidase. Bases 16 to 1020 code for a protein of 334 amino acids. The record is from RefSeq and is a predicted model, not a curated record. The transcript is spliced from 8 exons. Gene Ontology annotation, molecular function: oxidoreductase activity, acting on NAD(P)H. Gene Ontology annotation, cellular component: extracellular region. Lineage: Eukaryota; Metazoa; Chordata; Mammalia; Rodentia; Bathyergidae.
CGAGGCCGACUCUAGAUGGCCGUAGCCCACGCCACAGCAAGUCCGGGGAGCGGCCCGGCUGCUGCCCCCGAAAGGCCCGGAGGCGCCCGUGGUCACGUGAUCGGAGACUUCCUCUCCGGACCUGGCGGGAGACCCGGAAGCGGGCGGCGGGGACUGGGCGGGGGAAGAAUGACCACAGCCAUCAGUCCUCAUAAUCCACUCUGCACAGCUGAUUUGGGCGCUCAGUAUGUCACCUGCACUCCUCAGUAUGACAAAAAACACCAAACUUUUUAUGAUGAGCUGUUAGCACAUGGCGUUUUGAAGCCUCUGGUCUCUCCUAUUGAAGGAACGAUGAUGAAAGAAGGAGAUUGUAACUUUGUGGCACCUCAAGGAGUUUCUUCGGUUGUUAAGCACUACUUGAACCAAUCAGGUGCGGAAGUCUACUUCAGACGCUGUGUUACUCAGAUCAACCUGAGAAAUGGCAAGUGGGAAGUCUUCAAGGAAACUGGCUCCACUGAGCUGUUUGACCUUGUUGUCCUCACGAUGCCAAUUCCUCGGAUUCUGCAGCUUCAAGGGCACUUUGUGAACUUAAUUAGUGAAUGCCAAAGACAGCAACUGGAGUCUGUGAACUACUCCUCUCGCUAUGCUCUGGGUCUCUUUUAUGAAGCUGGCACGAAGAUUGAUGUCCCUUGGGCUGGGAAGUACAUUACCAGUAAUCCCUGCAUACGCUUUGUCUCCAUCGAUAAUAAGAAGCGCAAUAUAGAGUCAUCAGAAAUCGGGCCUUCCCUGGUGAUUCACACCACAGUCCCAUUUGGAGUUACACACUUGGAACACAGCAUUGAGGAUGUACAGGAGUUAAUCCUUCAGCAGCUGGAAAACAUUUUGCCAGGUUUGCCUCAGCCAGUUGCUGUCAAAUGCCACAAAUGGAGAUAUUCACAGAAAGACUAUCAUUUCUUCAAAACCAAGGAAACUGAUGCCCAUAUUCAUCAGAGGAUUUUCCUAACCAGUUACGAAGAUUCUGACUCUUCAUCCAGUGGAUGACAUCGGUGAUGAACUGUGUCCUCCUCAGGGAGUUGUCCAACGAAAUGUGAUUUUAAACAUCUGUCAGCUAAAUCAGAGCUCCAAAUUUAGCAGUUGGGAACAUCAUGCGGAUUUGUGAUACUCGCUGGAGAACGCUGGCUGCAGAAACCAAGUUCACAGGAGACAGCCGGGUGGUACUCUGGUUGGUAAUUUCGUCUAUGAUACAUUUAAUUUGGCUGUACAUUUUUGAAAGUUAUGUAAAGGGAAAGAAUGACCAUUGUCUUGCAAAGGACUUCUAAACUGCUGUAAGAUCAAUAGGGAGGAGGGAAACCUCUACACUGGCGAGCUAACUAUGUGCCUAUCCAAUCAUUUGCCUGGUUUUAUCUGAAUUUCCUGAAAUUCUAGUCUCCACCUUGGCUUUCUGUUCUAACUAAAACAACAAUCCACUCUACCCAUCCUAGAGGAGGAGAAGUUCUGCAUAGCCAUUUUUGUUGGCCACCUUUGGAGAUAUUGAAUAGUAUGCAAUCACAUGACUCCUUUGGACCUUUGGACUGAUGUUUCAAGAGAUGUGCUGCUGUUCAGAAAAACAGGCCAAGUCUUUGCUAGCCAAAUACAUGCCUGGUUGGCUAUGAAUUCUGAAUAUAAAAGGUAGGAUGUAACCAGUUCUAUCCACACCUGAGAUCAUGGUACCCUUAAAAGGAGAGAUGGGGGAGAAAUAGACGUGUAAAACUUAUCAUUAGAUUGGUUUAUCACAGUUCAUAAAGAACUGUGAAUUUGCCCUUCUUAGAUUAGUACAAAAUCAGCCUUUUACAUCCAUUUCUCCAUUAAGCCUUCCUUGAUUCCUCAGGCAGAAUUAGUUACACCAUCUUUUGAGCUGCCAAGAUAGUCUGUGUGUGCUUCUGCUGUAGUACUCAUGUGUGGUGGUGUCAGGGAGUGUUUUCAAAUGCCACUGUGAUCUCUAAGGAGGAAACCAUAGUGUACAAUUUGUGCUGUACAUGCAGGGUUAGGAUAUGCUCAGAUGGUGGUCAACUGAUACUGUAUUGAUAUGAAUCAGUGCAUGAGUAACAGCCAUUAGCUUGAGCUGCUUAAGAUUAUAUCAUCUCCAGGUAAGGAAAGGUGAUUCAGGCACAUGGUUGAUGACAAAAGGGAACCUUAUAAAUGUACCGUGGGUAAUUCACACAUGAAUUGUGCAAACACACCUUUCGACAGAGAACUGACUCAACAUAUGUGUCUCUUGCUGUAGGAGAAAGGGCAGACCUGUCAUAGAUACCAAAGGUCAGGGGAAGAUGGCCAUGAACGGGGACAUGGAGGAUCGUAGCAGCUAUAUGGAGUUGUUUGAGCGGGCUGGGGAGGACGGGGCUUUUUCUCUCAGUGUCUUCUUACUGUCAUUCGCGGUGUUUGACACUUACUCUUGGAAGGCAUGAUGAUUCUUCCUUCUAUUCACCCCAGUAACAGCCUUACCUUGGAGGCCAUGGUAGGGUAUAGUUAAAAUCAUGGACUGUAGCAUCAGGUCAAGACUCAAUUUUCAGACCACUAAGGUGAAUUAUCAUGAGAAAAUUAGUCAGCUCUGAGUUAUCUUGUUAGGGGUGAAGGGAAUAAAUGCAAGUGUGACUAAAGUAUAUGACAGAAAGCAAAUGUUCAAUAUAGUCAAAAUUAUCAUUAUCACCAUAAUUAGUGUGUACUCUUGUUUGCAAGUGAUAAAAAUGAAACAAAGGUGUCCUUAGUGAAAGUGUCUCACGCAAACCAAGCUCAGGAGUGUAUCUGAGCCUUGGGGACAUUCUGUCCCUUCUGCCCCUCCCUGCCCAUCUGCUUUCUGUUCUCCCUCAGCUGCUUUUAUUCUCAGGUUCACAAAGUCAUUCCCAAAAAGUUACCUCCCUGCUCCCCCUACCUGCCAUGUUGCAGGUCUGACUAACCAAAAAGGGACUAUCAUGCGUUCUUUUCCUGUCUUCAAUGUCACGUUUCUAGAGGAAAGAUUCAGACUCACCUUAAAUUAGUGCAACUUCUGUCCUGGUGGUGGUUAGGCAUGCAUAGACACAGGAGUCCUGUGACACUGCAGCCCCCAGGAGACACCAGAUGUAGAGGGCAGUUGGAUGUAUUGAGGAGACAUUAUCACAAGAUGGGCAGAUACUGCAAAAGUUACCUUCAAACUACUAUGAUCAUAAAAAUGAGAUAUUUAAAAAUGUGCACCAAUGUCAAAAACUCCUUAGUGAAAAAAAUACAUAUAUAUCAUGAUCAUCAGCAAUACUCACCUAUAAAGACAAAGAUUUAUAGGGAACACAAAGAAUUUGUUUCAUGCUAUAGGGAUUUUAAUGCCCUUGGGUUUAAUAACAAAAUUUUUUUGAAUGUGGAAAGCUCCUACAAGGAUUAAUAACCCUUGAGCCUUUGCCACCUAACACCUUAGCAAGGAUUAAUUGACUACUGGCUGAAAGCCAGGACCUGGGAAACAGAUCUAGACCAGGAGUGGGAGGGGGGUGGAAGGUGGGAAGUGCUAAGGGCACCGGAGGCCAAGCUCCUUGCUCUUCUCAACGUGUGGACUACGCUGAGGCCCUUGCUUCCUGGAAACGCAGAAAUCUGGCUCCGAAUUCUAAAGCCUCCAUCGUAUUUUUAUAGAACAUCAGUAAAUUCCAGGCCGGAGACAGGGCAGCUACUAGAAAACUCCUUUGGUAAUAAAAAGGCACUGGGAACAUUGUGAAAAGACACCAUGUGUUUUCAGGGCAAGACUGGUGCCAAUUUCUAAAGGCCCUACAGACAUCUUAUAGAAACGUUUCUAUAGAAACGAAUCAUCUCACGCCCACUCCAGCAGUCUCUGAGCCCAUCUGGCACUGGGUCCCCAGUUCCCACCCCUGGGCCCAGGGAGGAUAACCCGGGAAAAGUCUUUCCAUUUUGUCUUUGGAAUCCGGCUUCUUCCAGUCUGAAUGUCAAUGUGCUGCUCCUUCUAAUGUUUCCCUUGGGGGUUGGGUAGGACAGAUGGUCACUGUCAUG